Oppiella nova is the source of this 579-nucleotide messenger RNA. The record is from the annotation of a GenBank genome assembly. Lineage: Eukaryota; Metazoa; Arthropoda; Arachnida; Sarcoptiformes; Oppiidae.
UGUCAAAAUCACUUUAGUUUAUUUGUAAUGUUUUGUCUGUCUGAAACCAUCAAAUUAUCAAUUUAUAAUGACAAUCUUUGCCAUCAAUUGAUUGAAUAUGUAAUGAAUAUCUUAAUAACUCAUCGAAUAUAAUAAAACACAAAUUUUAAUAUUUUAAUAUUUAAUUUUAAAUACUCACUUAAACUCAUUAUAAAUAUAUUAACUUUUAAUAUGGAAAUGAGUUUUAGUCCAAGUGUUACAAUCUGUGAGCCGAGUGCACACAAAAGCGGCUCAAAUGGUGUGCCCAACGGCACAAUCCGCCACCGCAUGAGACGAGUGAACAGUAUAACCGUCGCCAACGCCUAUCGGGAACAGAAGAUUCAAAGGGAUCUCCAACCUGACAGACCGUUACAUUUCUGUCGAGAUUCAUUAUUCAGUUCAUCAAGCAAUUUUCAAAACUACAGGGGAUUUCUGAAUUUAGCUCUAAUUAUGCUGGCAUUAUGUACGGGACGGGUGGCUCUGGAGAAUGUAAUCAAAUAUGGGAUUCUUGUGGAUCCCAUGCAAAUCAUUCGCCUAUUCUUCGGCACAACCAAUAUUUGA